AUGAGUCACUCUAGCCAAACAUCAUCGCGGCGUCGGCCAGGUAUGCUGAAAGGCCUGAGACAACUCCGAUUGGAGUUCGAGCCCGAUACUCUGGGUGAAGACAUCGCUGCCGCCGAGGAUGUGGAUGCUGAACAGCUCAUGAUCAGCGGGGAGAGGGGGUUCAGCUUCUUCGAGGACGAGAGCUAUCACUCUACGCGUCCAUCUCUGAACGCGAAUUCUCGCAGUGGCCGUUGCCCAGGCUCUGACGGCGGGAGUGCUACGGAUGCUAGUGGGGUGCGAACUUUAGGAUUGGAAAAGAGCGUCCGAGACAAUGAAGAGUUCAUUACGCACCAAGACGAGUGGAAUGGUUGUGGCCUCGAGUUGCGGGUGUGGGCUGGCCCAGUGCAACCACACAAGAACCCCAUCAUCAACGAGUACCGCCAGCUAGUGCUGAACUAUGGCAGCCUGCGCGACGGUGUUGGGCCGGCUUCUCCAUGCCAGGUUCAUGCAGGAGUUCCUGAAAGAUCCUUGAUUUUCCACACGGCGUGGCGCACAGCCAUAAUGCCGCCUGGCGAGCUAGUUCCCCCCGCACUUGAGGACGUGGCUGGAAUGGGAGAUGUUCUCGCCGCUCUCAAGAGGCACCGCGCCACGGCACGCUUCCAGUACGAUAAUCUAAAGCGCGAGAGAAGAGAUGUCGCUUUGAGCGCUCCACUCGGCGCGCCACACUUUUUCUGGACUGGCAACCUAGAGGUGUCGACGAAGCAGUGA
This is a messenger RNA of Cordyceps fumosorosea ARSEF 2679, 747 nucleotides long. RefSeq lists its product as hypothetical. The transcript has a single exon. The record is from RefSeq and is a predicted model, not a curated record. NCBI's taxonomy places the organism in Eukaryota, Fungi, Ascomycota, Sordariomycetes, Hypocreales, Cordycipitaceae. The coding region runs from base 1 to 747 and encodes 248 amino acids.